UGACCAAAUCCACAGAACCACCAGCCAUGUCCAAGACCCCACAACCCCAGACACACAGCAUAUCCAGCAGACAAAGAUGUCCACAAGCCAAUGGACUGGAGAGCCUGGCGUCUCUGGUGCGUUCUGUGGAAGAAACACCUGAUCCCAUCCCCACCAUCAUCAAGGGAAGUAUUCCGGUCUGGAUCAAUGGGAGCUUCUUGAGAAAUGGUCCUGGGAAGUUUGAAUUUGGGAAAGACAGAUACAUCCACUGGUUUGAUGGCAUGGCUAUGAUGCACCGGUUCCAUAUCUGUGAGGGCAGUGUGACAUACAGCAGCCGCUUCCUGCAAAGUGAUUCAUAUGUACGCAACUCAGAGAAGAACCGCAUUGUGGUGUCAGAGUUUGGGACAGUAGCGAUGCCUGAUCCCUGCAAGAACAUCUUUGCACGCUUCCUUUCACGUUUUCAGAUUCCUAAGGCCACAGAUAAUGCCAGUGUGAACUUUGUCAAGUACAAGCGAGACUAUUAUGUCAGCACAGAAACCAACUACAUGAGACGGGUAGAUCCACAAAGUCUGGAGACAAAGGAAAAGGUGGACUGGAGUCAAUACGUUGCUGUCAACUCAGCUACAGCUCACCCACACUAUGACCGUGAGGGGGCCACAUACAACAUGGGUAACUCCUAUGGCAAAAACGGUUUCUUCUACAACAUCAUCCGUGUGCCUCCUCCCGAGAACAAGGCGUCAACGGAGGACUCAGCAGACCUGACUGGAGCCAAAGUGAUCUGCUCCAUCCCUGCAGCUGAACCCAGGAAACCUUCCUAUUAUCACAGCUUUGUCAUGUCGGAGAACUACAUUGUGUUCAUCGAGCAGCCGAUCAAGCUCGACCUGCUGAAGUUCAUGCUGUACAGAAUCCAGGGAAAGAGCUUUCAUAAAGUCAUGUCCUGGGAGCCUCAGUAUGAAACCAUCUUCCACCUGGUCAACAGGCACACUGGCAAGGAGAGUGAAGUGAAGUACCGUGCAGCACCCAUGUUCACACUGCAUCAGAUCAAUGCUUUUGAGGACAAAGGGUUCUUGGUUAUGGACAUGUGCUGUGGGGACGAUGGUGCGGUCAUCGGAGACUUCACACUGGAGAACAUCCGCAGAGAGUCCGGAGAGGAGAUGGACAAGUUUUACAACUCAUUGUGCAGAAACCUUCCAAGGAGAUACGUUCUACCCCUGACUGUGGAUGAACAAACUCCUUUAGACCAAAACCUUGUCACUCUGCAUAACUGUAAAGCCACAGCGACGAAGACAAAACCAGGAGAGGUUUACAUGACCCAUGAAGAGCUUCAUGAUGAUGAGCUGCUGCAAUACGGUGGCCUUGAGUUCCCUCAGAUCAACUAUGACCACUACAAUGGCAGACCUUACCGCUACUUCUACUCCUGUGGCUUUGGACAUGUCUUCAGUGACUCCCUGCUCAAGAUGGAUGUCCACACCAAGGAGCUUAAGGUGUGGCGUUACCCCGGCUUGUACCCGUCUGAGCCUGUCUUUGUUGCUUCGCCCGAAGCUACUGAGGAAGAUGAUGGAGUGGUUCUGUCAGUCAUCAUCACAACCAGAGAAGAGAAAAGUACUUUCCUACUCGUUCUGGAUGCCAAGACCUUCACUGAGCUGGGCAGAGCUGAGGUCCCUGUCAAUAUCCCAUUCGGGACCCAUGGUGUGUUUAACGAGAUGGGCUAGAUGUGCCUCUGUUUGCAACUCUGUGGCAAAUUGAUGAAGUUGAACCAGCAACCAACCACUUAAUACACAGAAUAGUAUAUUUCUGUUGAUGUCAUUGCUUGCAAAAACUCCUCAACUGUAAAAGAAAGAAGAAAACAAAUAAAG
Molecule: messenger RNA, 1835 nt
Organism: Xiphias gladius (swordfish)
Lineage: Eukaryota; Metazoa; Chordata; Actinopteri; Istiophoriformes; Xiphiidae
Gene: bco2l
Product: beta-carotene 15, 15-dioxygenase 2, like
Exons: 12
Coding region: 27-1691 (554 amino acids)
Biological process (GO): carotene catabolic process; retinal metabolic process
Cellular component (GO): mitochondrion
Molecular function (GO): beta-carotene 15,15'-dioxygenase activity; carotenoid dioxygenase activity
Source: RefSeq, a predicted model, not a curated record